AUGUCGAACUACAUCACCACCAACAACGCCGAGGGCAAGGCGGUCUUCACCGACAAGAUCCCCGCCCCACGAUACAAGAUUGACACCCCAAAUCUCACCAUCGAGUUCGUCUACACAAGCCACAAGUCGAUCCCAGACCUUUCCACCGAGAAGGACAUCGAUCAAUACGUCCACGACCGCAUCAACGGUCUUGGCCCCCGCGGAGCCAUGCCCCCGGAGGGCGUUGCUAUCGCCAUCUUGACCUGGAAAGCGAACGCCAUUGCUCCAUGGCACCGUAUCAUGACCGUCGACACCCUGUACGUUAUUGAGGGCGACAUGGAGUUCCAGCUCGACGGUGGUGAGACUCGCAUCUUGCAUGCUGGCGAUUCGGUCGUUGGCCGUGCUACUAUGCAUACUGGCAGGAACGUCACCCCCAAUGGUGGUGUUGUGAAGCUUGUUGGGUGCUCCGUGCCUGUCAUCAUGCCUGUGAUGGUUGGCGAGCAUGAGCUUCAUGCUGAGUGGAUUGAGCGGGAGUUGAAGAACUAG
Molecule: messenger RNA, 525 nt
Organism: Zasmidium cellare ATCC 36951
Lineage: Eukaryota; Fungi; Ascomycota; Dothideomycetes; Mycosphaerellales; Mycosphaerellaceae
Exons: 1
Coding region: 1-525 (174 amino acids)
Source: RefSeq, a predicted model, not a curated record